This is a messenger RNA of Acipenser ruthenus (sterlet), 6811 nucleotides long. Its product is annotated as plexin A3. Gene Ontology annotation, cellular component: semaphorin receptor complex. Bases 617 to 6301 code for a protein of 1894 amino acids. Gene Ontology annotation, biological process: semaphorin-plexin signaling pathway involved in axon guidance; regulation of cell shape; regulation of GTPase activity. Gene Ontology annotation, molecular function: protein binding; semaphorin receptor activity. Lineage: Eukaryota; Metazoa; Chordata; Actinopteri; Acipenseriformes; Acipenseridae. The transcript is spliced from 33 exons. The record is from RefSeq and is a predicted model, not a curated record.
UCGGGAAGGUGGGGGUAUACGGGACUUGAUGAUACUAGAAUCGGGGCGGUUUAAACACAACAUCUUGUCUUUUUUAAAAUAGAUACAUAGUUUUAAAAGAAAGGGAUAAUAGGAGUUUCGGAUUUUGAAGCGAGGGGUGUCGUUGUAUUAAAUAAAAGCGUGAAUGGGUUUCGAAAACACCCCCCUUUUUCGAAUUUGUUACAUUCCGAUUUUAAAGGGCGAGAUACUACCAAGUCUGUUCUCCUAGAGAGAAAGACAGUUUCUUACGGACUUGCAGAAUGAAUUAACAGAUUUGCUCCCCGUUUUUUUUUCCUUCUUCUUCUUUUCCUUCCCAUUUACUUGCUGUCGUUCUUCAAAGGCGAAAAAAGCUUCCGAGGACGUGGGAUGUAACUGGUGCAACUGGGAAACCAGAUCCGUUUUCAAGUGUGGUCGUUCUACAGCGGAGACUCGACUCGUCAUGGAAAUGUCUUCUGUUGAUGCGAGUGGCCCGGGCCGUCCUUGAAGAUUGUAGCUUACAAAAAAUGUUUGGUUGAACCCCCGGACGAAACUAAAAGCAGACGGGAAUAAAGCUGUUCAUUUCCACACCUUCCUCCCUCCCCGCACCCCUCCGCGCAGAAUGAAACCCCGUUGGCUCACCCUCGCUCUGGCCCUGCUGCACUUGAGGACGUCAUGGGGAGCCCCGUCGUCGCCCCCAACUGUGGGCUCUCCUCUCCCCCACUCGGGCACCUUCUUCCAGGUCUCAGAUACCAGCCUUAGCCACCUGGCAGUGCACCAGCAGACCGGGGACGUGUUUGUGGGUGCCCUGAAUCGCAUCUACAAGCUCUCCGCCAACCUGACCGAACAGCUGCGUCACGUGACUGGCCCGGUAGCGGACAAUGCCAAGUGUUACCCUCCCCCCAAUGUGCGGGCCUGCGCCCACAGACUGGCCCCUUCCGACAACGUGAACAAGCUGCUCCUGGUGGACUACGCCGGCGAGCGACUGGUGGCUUGCGGGAGCCUCUGGCAAGGCGUGUGCCAGUUCCUGAGACUGGAUGACCUUUUUAAGCUGGGGGAACCUCACCACCGCAAGGAGCACUACCUCUCUGGGGCGAGAGAGGCCGACGGGAUGGUCGGGGUCAUGGUGGCGGGAAGCGAAACGGGGACCAAAAAGGGAGGCGGCAACUUGUUCGUCGGGGUGUCCAUCGACGGGAAAUCGGAAUACUUCCCGACGCUGUCGAGCCGGAAGCUGGUCGCGGAUGAGGAGAGCGUGGAGAUGUUCGGCUUGGUCUACCAGGACGAGUUCGUCUCCUCGCAGAUCAAGAUCCCUUCGGACACCCUCUCCCUCUACCCGGCUUUCGACAUCUACUACGUCUACGGUUUCGCCAGCCGCGCUUACGUCUAUUUCCUGACCCUCCAGCUGGACACCCAGCUGACCCAACUAGACGCCGGGGGAGAGAAGUUCUUUACCUCCAAAAUCGUCCGGAUGUGCGCGAACGAUUCAGAGUUCUACUCGUACGUGGAGUUCCCGCUGGGCUGCACCAAGGACGGGGUGGAGUACCGGCUGGUUCAAGCCGCCUAUAAGCAGCGUCCGGGCAGGAAGCUAGCCCAAGCUCUGGGCCUGUCCGAGGACGAGGACGUCCUGUUUGCCGUCUUCUCCCAGGGCCAGAAGAACCGGUCCAACCCUCCCAGAGAGUCUGUCCUCUGCCUCUUCACGCUGCGCGACGUCAACGAGGCCAUGAGAGACCGGAUCCAGUCCUGCUACCGAGGGGAAGGAAAGCUCUCCCUGCCCUGGCUUCUCAACAAGGAGCUGCCUUGCAUCAAUACGCCGAUGCAAAUAGAUGAUAAUUUCUGCGGUCUGGUCUUGAACCAGCCUCUUGGGGGGCUCCGUGUGAUCGAGGGGACCCCUCUUUUCGAGGACCGGAUGGACGGGAUGGCAGCUGUCGCCGCUUAUACCUACGGGGAGCAUUCGGUGGUGUUUGUGGGCACACGCAGCGGGCACCUCAAAAAGAUCCGAGUGGACGGCGUUCCUCCACCUUCCCAGAAUGCCCUGCUGUACGAAACAGUGCCGGUUUCGGAGGGCAGCCCAGUACUUCGUGACAUGGUCUUCAGUCCAGACUAUCGGUUCAUCUAUCUGCUCAGUGACAAGCAGGUGAUCCGGGUUCCAGUGGAGAGCUGUGGGCAGUACCGCUCGUGUGGCGCUUGUUUGGGUUCUGGAGACCCACACUGCGGAUGGUGUGUCCUUCAUAACAAGUGCUCCAGGCAGGAGGAGUGUGAGAAAUGGAGCGAACCUCGCAGGUUCACAACAGAGCUGAGUCACUGCGUGGAGCUCAGCGUGACUCCCAACAACAUCUCCGUCACCACCUCAGACGUGCAGUUGACGCUGCGGGUACGGAAUGUUCCGGACCUGAAGGCGGGGGUGACCUGCUCCUUCGAUGACCUCACAGAGAGCGAGGGGGCGCUCCUGCCUCGAGGACAGGUGCUGUGUGUGUCCCCGUCCCUCCGGGAUGUCCCCACUCUAACCCAAAGACACGGAGACAAGCGUGUCGUGAAGCUGUACCUGAAAUCUAAAGAGACUGGGAGGAAGUUUGCUAGCACGGACUUCGUUUUCUACAACUGCAGCGUGCUGCAAUCGUGCCUGUCUUGUGUUAGCAGCUUGUACCACUGCCACUGGUGCAAAUACAGACACGUGUGCACCAACAACGUGGCUGAGUGCUCCUUCCAAGAGGGGAUCGUCGGCAACACAGAGGGGUGUCCACAGGUCAUUCCCACCAAUGACAUCUUGGUUCCGGCCGGCGUGGUUCGACCAAUCACGCUGCGGGCUCGGAACCUUCCUCAGCCUCAGUCCGGACAGAAGAACUACGAGUGUGUCUUCAGCAUCCAGGGCCGAUCCCAGCGGGUGCCGGCCGUGCGCUUCAACAGCUCCUGCAUCCAGUGCCAGAACACCUCGUACUGGUAUGAUGGAGACGAUGUCGGAGACCUGCCUGUCGAUUUCUCUGUGGUCUGGGACGGCGAUUUCUUCAUCGACAAACCAGCUUCCAUGAAAGCCCUGCUGUAUAAGUGCUCAGCCCAGAGGGAGAGCUGCGGCCUGUGUCUGAAAGCAGACCCCAGCUUCGACUGCGGCUGGUGCCUGACUGAGAGGAAGUGUCUGCUGAAGCAGCACUGCUCGAGCUCGGAGCUUAACUGGAUGCACCUAGGCCGUCGCAACGUUCGCUGCACCCACCCGCGCAUCACCAAGAUUCGACCCCUGACCGGCCCAAAGGAAGGAGGAACGAGGGUCACCAUCUCAGGAGAGAACCUGGGGCAGCACGUCCGUGAGAUCACGCACGUCAGAGUGGCCGGUGUGCGCUGCAACCCUGUCCCCCUGGAGUACAUCAGCGCUGAAAAGAUCGUGUGUGACAUGGAGGAGUCGUUGCUUCCCAAUCCACCAGGGGGCCCUGUGGAGCUGUGUAUCGGAGACUGCAGCUCCGAGUAUCGCACCCAGUCUCACCAGAGUUACUCUUUUGUGACUCCAGUCUUUAUUAAAGUUCGUCCGGACAGAGGUCCAGUCUCCGGGGGUACCAGGCUCACAGUGUCGGGGAGGCAGCUGGACGCUGGCAGCUCCGUGACUCUCUUCCUGGGGCAAGGAGAGUGCCACUUUAUCAGACGCAGUGGUCAGUACGUUGUGUGCGUCGCCCCGGCCUCUUCCUCUGGCCCUGGCCCCACAGCGGUCAAGCUCUUCAUCGACAAGGCCGAAGUCACCAACUCUGAGGUCGCGUACCACUACUCCGAGGACCCCACGGUGUCCAAGAUUGAGCCUGACUGGAGUAUAUUUAAUGGCAGUACUCCACUCACUGUGACCGGAAGCAAUCUGCUCACCAUCCAGGAGCCCAGAGUGAGAGCCAAGUACGGGGGCUUCGAGACCACCAACGCGUGUCGUGUCUUCAAUGACUCAGUGAUGACCUGCAGUGCUCCUGGGAUUGUGUACAUGAAGAGAGGCAUCCCCGAGUCCAGCCAGCGUCCAGACGAGUUCGGCUUCAUUCUAGACAACGUCCAGUCGCUGCGGACCCUCAACAGCACCCCCUUCACCUACUACCCCAACCCCCACUUCGAACCGCUGGGGAAUUCUGGGAUACUGGAGGUCAAGCCCGGUUCUCCCAUCAUACUCAAGGGUAGAAACCUGAUUCCUCCCGUCUCUGGGAACGCCCGUCUGAACUACACUGUGCUGAUUGGAGAGACCGUCUGUCUGCUCACCGUCUCAGAGUCUCAGCUGCUCUGUGAUUCGCCGGACCUCACCGGCAAGCAGCGAGUCACGAUCUUGGUUGGUGGUUUGGAGUUCUCUCCCGGGACGCUCCACAUCUUCUCGGACAGCGCUCUCUCUCUCCCGGCGAUCAUCGGCAUUGGUGCAGGGGGCGGGGUGCUCCUCAUCGCCAUCAUCGCCGUGCUCAUCGCUUACAAGCGCAAGACCAGAGAUGCAGACCUGACCCUCAAGAGACUGCAGCUCCAGAUGGACAACCUGGAGUCCAGAGUGGCUCUGGAGUGUAAGGAGGCGUUCGCUGAGCUGCAGACUGAUAUUCAGGAACUGACCAAUGACAUGGAUGGAGUGAAGAUCCCAUUCCUGGAGUAUAAGACUUACACCAUGAGAGUCAUGUUCCCUGGCAUUGAGGAGCACCCUCUGCUCAAAGAGCUGGACUCCCCAGCGAACGUGGAGAAAGCCCUGCGUCUCUUCAGCCAGCUGCUUCACAACAAGGUUUUCCUGCUGACCUUUAUCCACACGCUCGAGGCGCAGCGUUCUUUCUCCAUGCGCGACCGCGGCAACGUGGCCUCCCUCCUCAUGGGGGCGCUGCAGGGGCGCAUGGAGUACGCCACCGUGGUGCUCAAGCAGCUGCUGGCUGACCUGAUCGAGAAGAACCUGGAAAACCGGAACCACCCCAAACUGCUCCUCCGCAGGACAGAGUCGGUGGCCGAGAAGAUGCUGACAAACUGGUUCACUUUCCUGCUGCACAGAUUCCUCAAGGAGUGUGCCGGGGAGCCUCUGUUUAUGCUGUACUGUGCGAUCAAACAGCAGAUGGAGAAGGGACCCAUUGACACGAUCACUGGAGAAGCACGCUACUCGCUGAGCGAGGACAAACUGAUCCGACAGCAGAUAGACUACAAGCAACUGACUCUGAACUGCGUGCCUCCUGGGGGGGAGCCAGGCUCUGAGAUCCCGGUCAAGGUGCUGAACUGCGACACCGUGACCCAGGUGAAGAACAAGCUGCUGGACGCUGUGCACAAGAGCAUCCCCUUCUCACAGAGACCCCAGGCAGAGGACAUGGACCUGGAGUGGCGGCAGGGCAGGCUGACCCGAGUCAUUCUCCAGGACGAAGACGUCACGACAAAGAUUGAGAGCGACUGGAAGAGACUGAACUCGCUGGCGCACUACCAGGUGUCGGAUGGUUCAUUGGUGGCGCUGGUUCAGAAGCAGGUAUCUGCCUAUAACAUUGCCAACUCCUUCACCUUCACCAGAUCUCUUAGUCGAUACGAGAGUCUCCUGCGCACCUCCAGCAGUCCGGACAGCCUGCGUUCGCGAGCCCCCAUGAUCACCCCGGACCAGGAGAGUGGUACCAAGCUGUGGCACCUCGUCAAGAACCACGAGCACUCGGACCACCGGGAGGGGGACCGGGGCAGCAAGAUGGUGUCCGAGAUCUACCUCACCCGCCUGCUCGCCACCAAGGGCACGCUGCAGAAGUUUGUGGACGACCUGUUUGAGACGGUGUUCAGCACAGCACACAGAGGAAGCGCCCUCCCGCUCGCCAUCAAGUACAUGUUUGAUUUCCUGGACGAGCAGGCAGACCGGAGACAGAUUAGUGACCCCGACGUGCGACACACCUGGAAAAGCAACUGCCUGCCUUUGCGGUUCUGGGUGAAUGUCAUUAAGAACCCGCAGUUUGUGUUUGACAUUCACAAGAGCAGCAUCACAGACGCCUGCCUGUCUGUCGUGGCUCAGACCUUCAUGGAUUCCUGCUCCACCUCUGAGCACCGCCUGGGCAAGGACUCCCCUUCCAACAAGCUGCUCUAUGCCAAAGACAUCCCCAACUACAAGAACUGGGUGGAGAGAUACUACAGAGAUAUCGCUAAAAUGCCAGCAAUCAGUGACCAGGAUAUGGACGCUUACCUGGUCGAGCAAUCCCGUCUCCAUGCCAACGAGUUCAACACUCUGAGCGCGCUCAGUGAGCUCUACUUCUAUGUCAACAAAUACAAAGAGGAGAUCCUGACCUCGCUGGACCGCGACGUUUACUGUCGGAAACACAAACUGAGACAGAAGCUGGAGCAAGCCAUUAACCUGAUGUCCGGCAGCAGCUGAGGUUAGGAGCGGUCACUGCGAGACUGACCUACAGCAAAGUGCCAUACAACACGACUUGAGAGGAGACUGGAGACCGAGAGGAGAGAGGUCUGGGCUGUAGAGAAGAUCAUGUGGGCCCAACUUGGGUUUCUCACCUGGGCUCUGAAAACAAAGGACUGUUUCAUACAGACGGACCUCUUUGGGAAUGAAGCAGACUUUUGGGGAGGUUGGACGUCAACGGACACAAGCAUUGAUGGACAGCGGUUGUUUUUAAGAGGAGAAAUGUGUCCACAUUUGAUGCCGUCUCCAGGCUAUUUGUUUUGGGUGUGGGGAGAAGUGCAAGGGAAUUAAAUUAUAUAUAUAAAAAAGCAAAGCAGUCAUUCAGUUGAAAUUAAAUUGUCAUUUUUGUGGUGAAUAUAUAUAAUCGAUGGAUGAUCAAUAGGGUUUGUAGUGGUACCAGAAAUUCUCUAUAAAGUUGCACUAUACCUAGUUUUAUAUAUUGAAUUUAACAAAUAUUUGUAAAAAAAAUAA